This is a messenger RNA of Schistosoma intercalatum, 390 nucleotides long. Lineage: Eukaryota; Metazoa; Platyhelminthes; Trematoda; Strigeidida; Schistosomatidae. The record is from the annotation of a GenBank genome assembly.
AUGAACAGUAAUUCACGAGGUUCACACAGUCACGUUUUCCAAAAUCCUUGUAUAAUAAAAUUGCCCAAAGAUAAAGGUUGUAAAAGGAAAGCGCGGUCGGGUUUGAAAGUCAGUCACUUUUUUCAACAUAAUAAACACGACAUUAUGAAAAAGAAAAGAUCUGUUGCUACCGAAUUAGUUCAACGUGCUUCAUCCAUAUUGCCAGCAUUUACUGAUAUAUUUGAUGAAGAAACAUUUUAUAUAUUUUUUAUUUGUCUUGUUAUUUUCUCAUUUAUUAUAGCAUUUAGUAUAGCGAAAUAUUUUGAUAUAACAAUUAAUGAUGCAGAUCAUUUAAAAUUAACUAAACGACAAAAAUUAAAACGACACUAUUCAAUGAAUCAACAAAAAUGA